AAUUCACAAAACACACACAUGAAAACACAAGUGGGGUCAAAGUGCAACACUUUUUAUUGUGUGCGUGAGUGUUCAAGUCACACUCGUUCCAGUGCAUUGUGGUAGUAAAGGUCAAGACGGUCCAGAGAGAUCGCUGCGGUGGUUGCAACGACGACGGACGAGCUGGAUGACACGAUGUGUUCAUGCUGCGCCUCGUCCUUCAUCCGCCUGAAGAACAGAUGUCCUCGACCGUGUGGACUCGUCAACCUGCUCAUCACCCAAGUCUGUAUGUGGUUGUGUGUGUGUGUGUGAAUGUCUCUUUGUUUUUGUGUGUGACACUUGUCUUAUUCUGUGUCUGUAUGCAUGUGUCUCGUGCGUGUUAAUGUGUGUGAGUGUAUAUGUGUGUGUUUCUCUGUGUUAAUGUGUCUGUGUAUGUUUAUUAGUGUGCGUGUUUGUUCUUUUGUAUUUGUGUGUUGUGUUUGUUUGUGUGUGUGCAUGUAUUGGUGUGUCUGUGUUUUCUCUGUUUAUGUGUGUGAGCGUACGUUUAUUUGUAUAUGUCUGGUCCUGUGUGUGUCUGCUUGCGUCUUUAUUUGUGUAUGUGUACGUGCGCAGCCUGUGUGUUGGCUCUGCUCUUCGGCACGUUGUGGUCAGUAACAGGAAGUGAGUGCUUGCCAGGAGGGAAAGUGUUCGGCGUGGUCAUCAUCUUCAUCGGCGCCGUGUUGGGGGGGCGACUACUCGGGAUGGUCCAGUUUCCCGGCCUGCCCCCAAUCCCGCCACUGCUUGGCAUGCUUCUGGCUGGCCUGGUCCUGAGGAACGUUCCGUACGUGACAGACGCCGUCUACGUGGACGCCGCCUGGUCUGCGGCUUUGAGGAGCAUGGCGUUGUCCAUCAUCCUGGCCCGAGCCGGUCUGGGUCUGGACCCCUCGGCGCUGCGUCGUCUGAAGGCCGUGUGCCUGCGCGUGGCGGUCGGGCCGUGUGUGAUGGAGGCGUGCGUCGUUGCCGUGGUUUCUCACUUCCUGUUGGCUCUGCCGUGGGCCUGGGGCUUCCUGCUGGGGUUUGUUCUGGCGGCGGUGUCACCGGCUGUGGUGGUUCCGUCCAUGUUGCUGCUCCAGAAGGAAGGUUACGGGAGCGAGAAGGGCAUCCCGACACUCCUGAUGGCUGCCGGCAGCUUUGACGACAUUUUGGCCAUCACAGGCUUUUCCACCUGUCUGGGGGUGGCCUUCUCCACAGGUUCCACGUGGAUGAGCAUCCUGAAGGGUCUCCUGGAGGUGGUGGGCGGGGUGGUGGGCGGCGUCCUCGUGGGCGCCUUCUUGUGUUUAUUCCCCAGUGUGGAUCAGGAAGAUGUGGUGGCGACCAGGAGCUUCUUCCUGCUGGCGUUCUCCAUCUUCGCCGUCUUCUUCACGCAAGUAGUGGGCGCCUCUGGGGCUGGUGGGCUGUGCACCUUGGUUCUGGCCUUCCUGGCCGCGCUGGGCUGGGGCACUGACAAGGCGGGGGUGGCGGCCAUUUUGGGGAGGUGUUGGGAUGUUUUCCAGCCCCUCCUCUUCGGCCUCAUUGGAGCAGAGAUCAUCGUAACGAAGCUGAGCCUCAGUACCGUGGGUUUGGGCGUGGCCGUGAUUGCCAUCGGUCUGGUGGUACGGCUGGUCGCCACCUUCGGGCUGGUGCACGGCGCGGGCUUUGUGCUCAAGGAGAAACUCUUCAUCGCCAUCGCCUGGCUACCCAAAGCGACGGUGCAGGCGGCCAUCGGCUCCAAAGCGUUGGACACGGCGAGGGACGUGGGCGACGACACCUUGGCGAAGUUCGGUUUGGAUGUGCUAACAUUAGCCGUGUUAGCCAUCUUGAUCACCGCCCCCACCGGAGCGCUGGGCAUCGGCCUGGCAGGGCCGCGCCUCCUGAGCCGACAGGUCAAAGCAUCUGAGGCAGUGGGCGACAUGCCAACCCCGGCUGGCCAAGGUCAAGACCCUGUGUUUUUUGAGAGCAGGCUGUGAAGACCUUCCUUGAACCCAAACAAUUACAAAUGAAUUUUUAGUGUCUGUAUCUUAAUAUUUGUGUCCGGAUUUCUUGCCCACCCAUCAAGUGUAAAAUUAAACAACCAAGUCAA
Molecule: messenger RNA, 2077 nt
Organism: Phyllopteryx taeniolatus (common seadragon)
Lineage: Eukaryota; Metazoa; Chordata; Actinopteri; Syngnathiformes; Syngnathidae
Product: sodium/hydrogen exchanger 9B2
Exons: 13
Coding region: 534-1964 (476 amino acids)
Biological process (GO): proton transmembrane transport
Cellular component (GO): membrane
Molecular function (GO): antiporter activity
Source: RefSeq, a predicted model, not a curated record